Messenger RNA from Austrofundulus limnaeus, 1576 nucleotides. RefSeq names its product hemopexin b (gene hpxb). Gene Ontology annotation, biological process: heme transport; intracellular iron ion homeostasis. NCBI's taxonomy places the organism in Eukaryota, Metazoa, Chordata, Actinopteri, Cyprinodontiformes, Rivulidae. The record is from RefSeq and is a predicted model, not a curated record. The transcript has 10 exons. Gene Ontology annotation, molecular function: heme transmembrane transporter activity. Bases 76 to 1350 code for a protein of 424 amino acids.
ACAUUAAACGCACUCAGGUUUCAAAAUAAAAGCCUGGGUUUGGCUCCUUCCAGGACUUUCAGCAGGACAAGAACCAUGGAGCUGAUCUCUAAAAGUCUGUUUCUGUGUUUAGUGUUUGUCCUCAGCGAGGCAGCACCAGUGCAGGACUCAGCAAACGAUGCUGCUGUGCCAGACCGGUGCACAGGUAUCGAGUUUGAUGCCAUCACUCCUGAUGAGAAGGGAAACACAAUAUUUUUCAAAGAUGGCCAUAUUUGGAAAGGUUUCAGUGGGCCAGCGCAGCUCUCCAGUGAGUCCUUUAGAGAGCUGGGUGGUCACGUAGAUGCUGCCUUCCGCAUGCACAACCAAGAGAACCCAGACGACCAUGAUCACAUCUACCUUUUCCAGAAUAACCAAGUGUUCAGUUACUUCAACCAAAAUCUGGAGGAUGGGUAUCCAAAAGAGAUCCAGGAGGAUUUUCCUGGAGUCCCAGGUCACCUGGAUGCUGCUGUGGAGUGUCCCAAAGGAGAGUGCAUCACCAGUUCAGUUCUGUUUUUCAAAGGACAGGAUGUAUAUGUUUACGAUUUAAGCACUAAAACAGUGAAGUCGAAGACGUGGUCCCACUUGCCUGGCUGCACCUCUGUUUUCCGAUGGCUAGAACACUAUUACUGCUUCCACGGACACAACUUCACCCGCUUCCAGCCAGUGACAGGAGAGGUGACCGGCUCCUACCCCAAAGACGCCCGCCACUAUUUCAUGCACUGCCCUAACUUUGGUCAUGGCGGUAAUGCUGCACCCCUUAAAUGCCACAAUGUCAAACUUGAUGCUGCCACUACAGAUGACGCAGGCAGAAUUUACUACUUCUCAGGUUCCAUCUACAUGCGUCUGGACACGCACCGUGAUGGGUUUCAUGCCUUCCCAAUAACCAGAGGAUGGAAAGAGGUGGCCAAUGGCGUUGAUGCUGUUUUCUCAUAUGCUGAUAAAGUCUACAUGAUUAAGGGUGAUCAGGUUUACAUUUAUAAAGCAGGCACUCACUUCACCCUGAUUGAAGGCUACCCAAAACCAGUCAGGGAGGAGCUAGGCAUCGAGGGCCAUGUGGACGCUGCUUUUGUAUGUCCAACUGAAAACACAGCUCAUAUAAUCCAAGGAAAUACAAUGCGGGAUGUUGUGCUCACUGCCACUCCCAGGAUUAUUGCCCGAGAUGUGCCAUUGCCCCUGUCGGACAUUGAUGCUGGUCUGUGUGGUGCAGAUGGAAUUAAACUGUUCAAAGGUUCACAGUAUUACCUCUAUGAAAGCCCUAUGAUACUAGCAUUGAGCAGGAUUGCUCCCACACCUGCAAACAUCACCUCAGCAAUGAUGGGCUGCAAGGAUUAGGAAUCAAAUUAAUUAAAACAGGAACCAAAAUACAAUUAAAAGCAAAUGAAAACUUUAAAAAUACAGCCGAGUUAAAAUKUUACACUUAUUGAAUGAAACCAAAAAAUUCCUUGUUUCAUCCAAUGCAGUUCGACUUUGUGGUGAAUAAAGCGUASAGAUAAAAGUGCUUUAUGAAGUGUAAACCAUUCUUUUGUUUGUUGACUUAAUUGUUUUUCAUCACUCAUAU